GCCGCCUCAGCCGCCAUCGCCAGGGCCGCGGCCAUGGCCGCCGUGACGGAGGGAACCCCCGGGGCCGUGCCGGGCUUCCUCGCCAAGCUGUGGGCCCUGGUGGAGGACCCCAGCAGCGACGAUGUCAUCGGGUGGAGCCGGAACGGCCAAAGCUUUUGCAUUCUGGACGAGCAGAGGUUUGCCAAAGAGCUCCUCCCCAAAUACUUCAAACACAACAAUAUCUCCAGCUUCAUACGGCAGCUGAAUAUGUAUGGCUUCCGCAAAGUGAUCGCCCUGGAGAGUGGAAUGAUCAUCCAGGAGAAGAGCUCGGCGAUUGAAUUUCAGCAUCCGUUCUUCAAACAGGGGGAAGCCAGCCUUCUGGAAAACAUCAAACGCAAGGUGUCCACAGUGAGAGCGGAGGAUCUCAAAGUGUGCCCGGAAGCCUUGCAGAAAGUGCUGUCUGAGGUCCAGGGGAUGCGAGAGCAGCAGAGCAGCAUGGAUGCCAAGCUAGCCAACAUGAAGAGGGAAAAUAAAGCACUGUGGAAAGAAGUGGCAAGCCUGAGGCAGAAACACAGCCAACAGCAGCAGCUGCUGUCUAAGAUCCUCCAGUUCAUCCUGAGUUUAAUGAGAGGAAACUACAUCGUGGGAGUGAAGAGGAACAGGUCGUUACCGGAUGCUGCCGGUUCCCCGGCUUCCAAGUACAGCCGUCAGUACAUCCGGAUCCCAGUGGAGGGCGGCGAAGCGGUGGAGAUGUUGGAACACGGCACUCCGAACGGCGGGGACAGAAGCGGCGUGAUCAUCCGCGAGGUCACCAACGCUGUGGACGGCAUCCCCCAGGGACCCGCCGGUCCGGCCCAGCCAAGUGGGAGUAACGGGAACAACCGUGCGGCUCCAGUGCAGACAGACGCCCCUGUAGGGCUGGAUCUGGGAAGCCCGGGACUCCCACUUUGUGAAAUCCCUGAGGAUUCCUUCAAGGCCGGUGGGUCGGGAAGCGAAGCCCCGGAGCUGCAUUGCACGCAAGCCAGCGACUCCGAAGACCCCGCCUCGGUCAUCGACUCCAUCUUGAGCGAGAACAGUUCUUCCGCUGCCAGUGAGGCUUUACUGGACAGGGACGAGAUGCAGGAUUUUCUGAACUGCAUCGAAGCCAACCUCGAGGAGCUGCAGUCGAUGCUGUCGGGGAAGAAACUGAAUUACGGUUCCGAGGGUGUCGGUGAGGCUCUCAGUCCCGACUGUCCCGUUCUGCGGAGGAAUGAGACCGAAACGUCACCCAGAACCACAGAGGGUCUGGCCUCAAUAAAAAACGUUGAAGAAGGAGGCAUGAGUGAGUUGGGAGCAGCAGAAAACAAAGACAUGCAGCUGGUACAGUACAUCGGCAACCCGCUGCUUUCCCUGUUCGAAGAGCUGCCCGCCGGCGAAAGCGGAGAGGACCCUCAGGACACCAAAGACUUUCUCUUCCCCGAGCCGGAGAGCAAGAGGGCCCCGCCGCCUGCCGGGGGUGACCCCGACCCUCUGUCCUUAGGGUCGCUGGCCCCCCAGGAGGAGUGCGUGAGUCCCCUCGGGCCCUACGAGCUGCCCCCGCUGUCGGACGACUCCGGCGGAGAAUACAAACUGUUCCCCCUGUUGCUGCUCAGCCCGGUGGCCAGCUUCAUCGAGGAAGCCUCCGAAAUUGAACACACCACGUGAGGCCGGGGUCCACCCUCCCCUCCUCCUCCCCCACAGCCUCCCCGCCGGACGCAGGCCGGGACCCGGAAGCCGGCCGGGGAUUCUCUCCCCCGACCUCUCGGGCUCCGGAGCCUGCAGGGGCUCGGCCCGCGCCCCCCACCCUCGCUCCCUCCUCCUCCCCCCCCCAC
Molecule: messenger RNA, 1829 nt
Organism: Ornithorhynchus anatinus (platypus)
Lineage: Eukaryota; Metazoa; Chordata; Mammalia; Monotremata; Ornithorhynchidae
Product: heat shock factor protein 3-like
Exons: 13
Coding region: 34-1662 (542 amino acids)
Biological process (GO): regulation of DNA-templated transcription
Molecular function (GO): sequence-specific DNA binding; DNA-binding transcription factor activity
Source: RefSeq, a predicted model, not a curated record